Cygnus atratus (black swan) is the source of this 3689-nucleotide messenger RNA. RefSeq names its product unc-5 netrin receptor C (gene UNC5C). The record is from RefSeq and is a predicted model, not a curated record. Gene Ontology annotation, cellular component: membrane. NCBI's taxonomy places the organism in Eukaryota, Metazoa, Chordata, Aves, Anseriformes, Anatidae. Gene Ontology annotation, molecular function: protein binding; netrin receptor activity. The coding region runs from base 257 to 3109 and encodes 950 amino acids. The transcript has 17 exons. Gene Ontology annotation, biological process: netrin-activated signaling pathway.
GGCGGGCGGCGCAGCCCCUCUCCCCAGCCCGGCCCGGCCCGGCCCCCGCCCGUCCCCGCCCCGCGGGCUGCGGGCUGGAGGCAGCCGUGCCGAGCCGAGCCUCGCCGUGCCGAGCCGCCCUCGGGAAAGCAUCUCGCCGCCGUGCUCCGCGCCCCUCCACGCCCGGCCAUGCUGUGCCGCUGCCCCCCCCCGGCCAGCGGAGCCGCCCCCCGCGCAGCCUGAGCGCCUCCGGGAAGCGGCGCUCCGCGCUCCGGCCAUGGGGAAGGGGCUGGAGGGCACGGCGGCCCGCUGCGGGCUGGGACUGGGAUACCUGCUGCACACCGUGGUGCUCCCCGCGCUGGCCGUCCUGGGGGCCAGCCGGCCCGGCUCCGCCGCGCAAGAUGAUGAUUUUUUUCAUGAACUUCCAGAAACUUUUCCUUCUGAUCCUCCAGAGCCACUACCCCACUUUCUCAUUGAACCUGAAGAGGCUUACAUUGUGAAAAACAAGCCUGUGAAUCUGUACUGCAAAGCGAGCCCAGCCACGCAGAUCUAUUUUAAGUGCAACAGUGAAUGGGUUCAUCAGAAGGACCAUGUGGUGGAUGAGAGAGUAGAUGAAACCUCCGGUCUGAUUGUCCGAGAAGUAAGCAUCGAGAUUUCCCGCCAGCAAGUGGAGGAGCUCUUCGGGCCAGAAGACUACUGGUGCCAGUGCGUCGCCUGGAGCUCUGCCGGCACCACCAAGAGCAGGAAAGCCUACGUCCGUAUCGCAUAUCUCCGGAAGACUUUUGAGCAGGAGCCCCUGGGGAAAGAAGUGUCCCUGGAGCAAGAGGUCCUGCUCCAGUGCCGUCCCCCUGAAGGCAUCCCAGUAGCUGAGGUGGAGUGGCUGAAGAAUGAAGAAGUGAUUGACCCCGUGGAAGACCGAAAUUUUUACAUCACCAUUGAUCACAACCUGAUCAUCAAGCAAGCCCGGCUUUCUGACACAGCCAACUACACCUGUGUCGCCAAAAACAUCGUGGCCAAAAGGAAAAGCACUACAGCGACUGUGAUCGUAUAUGUGAACGGUGGCUGGUCUACCUGGACGGAGUGGUCAGUGUGCAACAGCCGAUGUGGGAGAGGCUUUCAGAAGCGCACCAGGACAUGCACCAACCCUGCCCCACUCAACGGCGGUGCCUUCUGCGAGGGCCAAAGCGUUCAGAAAAUAGCUUGCACCACCCUGUGUCCAGUGGAUGGCAAGUGGACAUCCUGGAGCAAGUGGUCCACGUGCGGCACGGAGUGCACCCACUGGCGCCGGAGGGAGUGCACGGCCCCGGCGCCAAAGAACGGGGGGAAGGACUGCGAGGGGCUGGUGCUGCAGUCCAAGAACUGCACGGAUGGGCUCUGCAUGCAGGGUUUCAUUUAUCCUAUUUCAACUGAACAGAGAACCCAGAAUGAAUAUGGAUUUUCUUCUGCUCCUGACUCGGAUGAUGUUGCUCUCUACGUCGGGAUCGUCAUCGCCGUGAUCGUGUGCCUGGCUAUUUCUGUGGUUGUGGCCCUCUUCGUCUAUCGCAAGAAUCACCGUGACUUCGAGUCAGACAUUAUCGACUCCUCGGCGCUAAAUGGAGGAUUUCAGCCUGUUAAUAUCAAGGCUGCAAGGCAAGACCUCCUGGCAGUGCCACCAGACCUCACUUCUGCAGCAGCCAUGUACAGGGGUCCUGUUUAUGCUUUGCAUGAUGUCUCUGAUAAAAUUCCAAUGACCAAUUCUCCAAUCCUGGACCCCCUGCCCAACCUGAAGAUUAAGGUCUAUAAUACUUCCGGUGCAGUCACCCCCCAGGAUGACCUCUCUGACUUCUCCUCCAAGCUGUCCCCACAGAUUACCCAGUCCCUGCUGGAGAAUGAGACCCUGAACAUGAAGAAUCAGAGCCUUGCUCGGCAAACAGACCCAUCGUGUACUGCAUUUGGGACCUUCAACUCCUUAGGGGGCCACCUAAUAAUUCCCAAUUCAGGAGUGAGCUUGCUGAUCCCAGCGGGGGCCGUUCCCCAGGGGAGAGUCUAUGAGAUGUAUGUGACAGUUCACAGGAAGGAGAGCAUGAGGCCUCCUGUAGAAGACAGCCAGACCCUGCUGACGCCGGUGGUGAGCUGUGGGCCCCCAGGAGCGCUGCUAACCCGGCCCGUUGUGUUGACCAUGCACCACUGCGCAGAACCCAACACAGAUGACUGGCAGAUCCACCUGAAGCACCAGGCUGCCCAAGGGCCGUGGGAGGAUGUGGUGGUAGUCGGGGAGGAAAACUUCACCACCCCAUGCUACAUCCAGCUGGACCCCGAAGCCUGCCAUAUCCUGACAGAGACCCUCAGCACAUACGCCUUGGUGGGACAGUCCAUCACCAAAGCAGCAGCCAAACGUCUCAAACUGGCCAUCUUUGGACCACUGUCCUGCUCUUCGCUGGAGUACAACAUCCGCGUCUACUGCCUCGAUGACACGCAGGAUGCCCUUAAGGAGGUCCUCCAGCUCGAGCGGCAGAUGGGUGGGCAGCUUUUGGAGGAACCCAAAACUUUGCAUUUUAAGGGAAGCACCCACAACCUCCGCUUGUCCAUUCAUGACAUUGCCCACUCUCUCUGGAAGAGCAAACUACUGGCUAAAUACCAGGAGAUUUCUUUUUACCACAUCUGGAGCGGGUGCCAGAGGAACCUGCACUGCACCUUCACUCUGGAAAGGUUCAGCCUCAAUACCCUGGAGCUGGUCUGCAAACUCUGCGUGCGGCAAGUCGAAGGAGAAGGGCAGAUCUUCCAGCUGAACUGCUCCGUGUCAGAGGAGCCAACUGGCAUCGAUUACCCCGUCAUGGACUCAGCAGGCACCAUCACCACGAUAGUUGGUCCCAACGCAUUCAGCAUCCCCCUCCCGAUCCGGCAGAAGCUCUGCAGCAGCCUGGAUGCACCCCAGACCAGGGGCCAUGACUGGAGGAUGCUGGCCCACAAGCUGAAACUGGACAGGUACCUAAAUUAUUUUGCUACGAAAUCGAGUCCCACCGGGGUGAUCCUGGAUCUCUGGGAAGCCCAGAAUUUCCCUGACGGCAACCUGAGCAUGCUGGCAGCAGUUCUGGAAGAAAUGGGAAGACAUGAAACCGUGGUUUCUUUGGCAGCAGAAGGAAAUUACUGAUACAGCCUUGGCGUGAACAGGAAGGACAGACACAGGGAGCGGUAAAGCCCUGUUAUUGCAAACGAAAAUUGAAAUGAAAACCCAGACCAAUGAGUUACACAAGAGACAUUUCAGAGAAGAAAGCAAGCAAACAAACAGAAAAAAAAUAUACAGCCCUGACCUUCACAUGUGCUCUCCUUGUACAUUAUCACAGGAUCUAAGAGAAAUCAUGCAAAGUUGUACCUUGAAAAUAUAAAUCAACCUAAUGUUCCUCUUGGCUUGGCUGUACACUGCUUGGUACAGGAUUUUACAGUUUCCUAGGAAACGCUUUUUAUUGCUAUCCAGAUAUAUGGAUAAACUUUCUUAACAAUCCCAGUUUCUAUGGAUGUUGUUUACAUCAAAUUCUGGACAGGGGUAAGGAGACUGUCCAUGGCUCUUUAUAUUUUUUGUUUAAAGCCAUUCCAGACAAGGCUGUGGACAGUUGGUUGUGGCUAUUUCAGAUUAUUGGUUUCUGGUGAAUUCAGAUUUUGGCUACAAUUCCACGCAUCAAUUGUCUCACAAUGAUCCUCCUGUCAUUAUUCUGUUUCCUAGACCUACCUGU